UAGCACAAAAGAUGCAGGUUAAGAGGUGUGCUGUUUGCAAUUAUUUGGCCUGUAGCAUCGUAUAACUUGUUCAUAUUGUACUCUUUCUGCCUCAUAGUUCAGAGGGGUGUGACGUGUUUAGCAGCAGCAUGUGCUGAACCUGAGUGUGCUAAGCUCCCCCAUACUUGGUAUCACCAAAGGGAAUUUGGUUGUUAUGAGAAAGUGAAAGUGAAACAGAGUCUGGCAUAUCAGUUGUAUCAAAGAGUUCUACUUUGUAGGUUUCUAGAUAACGUGUCUACUGCUGUUUUGUCUGGAAAAUGAAUGCAAUAGUAUUUAAACUGGCCAUCGGAGCUAUUGGCUUCUUUGGAGCUGUUUGCUGUGAUAAUUCUGAAACAGUGCUGGGCACUGUGUUGGAUUGCUGGUACGUAGAAGAACAGGGCGGGCGCAUGGGUUCUUUCCCUACUGCAAUCACUCAGAAGAAAUCGCUGCUUCUGCUACGGAAAAAUGAACAGAUUGGUGCACCGCUGGAUUUCAUCCCUCCUAAUGAUGUGGAGCAAGGGCUGUUCUUCGACAUUAAUGAUCCAACAGGGGUCAUCAGGAAUAACAAUUUUCAUAAGUCUCAGAAAAAAAAUGAGAAGUCGGCUUGUGAGAUUAAUCUGUAUACACCACAGGCUGCCUUUGUGGAUUGGACUGUAUACUUAACCAAAAAUGAGGUAAGCCCACUCCAUUUCGGUGGGGUCUGGUACACCAGCAACAUCCAAGCAGCCAACAAGAAGUUCAGCAUCUCCAGUAUCAUGAAGGUGAUAUCACCAUCACCAGGCACAAGUGACGACGAAGGAAACCAUGAGCAAGGAGCACUUGGAACAAUCACCUCAGUGGCCCUGAAUGUGUUCACUCGCAACCCAAAUAUAAAGACCCGACUGUCACGUGACGUAAUCCUUGAUUGCGGCUUCACAGCAGAAAACUCAAAGGAAUUCUCAGUUGAAUGGCGCUAUCAGUACAAGGGAUCUGGCCAUGUGGUCUAUGCUUAUGAUGGAGUACGGGAUCGUGUGGAAAUUGCACAGGAAGGAACACAGAUUUUCUUUGAGGAGCUUCACGCCAGUGGCAAUGCCUCACUUCUCAUCCGCGAUGUCAAUAUAAAGCAUGUAGGAACUUACAUCUGUACAGUGUAUGUACCGUACCUUCAUUCCCAGCAAGCAAUCGAACUGGAGAUCAUAGAACCUCCCCAGCUGAGUCUCACCCCGAACCCUGUGUAUGUCUUCCCGGGACGAGAGGAGAAGCUAAGUUGUGACAUUUCCCGUUACUACCCACUGGAUGUAACAAUAGAAUGGUUAACAAAGAGUGCUGCUCCAGGGAGUGAAUCUCAGUAUGUCAAUGAAUCUUGGCAAACCAGUCACAGACAGAACUCGGAUGGCACGUAUAAUGUUACCAGCCACAUCUGGAUCCGGCCAGAGAUGAAAGACCAUGAGACAGUUUUCACCUGUUAUGUCUCACAUGUCUCCUUGAAGACAGGCACCAAGAAGACCUCUGUUGUGAAGAUGGCAGGAGCAUCGGGUCCUUCCAUUGAAGAUGCCAUUGGUAUGUUUAUCACAGCUUUCAUCCUGUACGGAUUUCUGAAAUUGAUCUACUGGCUCCUUUCCAGCGCUUUUUCUUCAUCAUCUGCACGUAGCUCUGACAAGGAAGAAAAGGUAAAAUCUUCUUAAAUUUAGGACUUAUGGAGAGAGCGUGGACAGAUGUGGAGAUGGAGUCCACAAGAAGACACCAGAAUCCUUCUUUCCAGAUUUGGCUGAGAAAAAAAAAUAAUUUGGUCAAUUCAUUUGUGUGUGUGUUUGAGUGGGGAGCUGAUGCUUACUUUGCAAGACAAGCUUCAAAAUGUGUCCUUUAAAGUGAUUUGCUGAUGUUUCAAAACCUACCUUUGCACUACAGCAUGGAGUGCAUAAACUCCUAAACAUCACUUUCUCCCAUCAGAAAACAUUUUAGUCAUCACUUUUAUAUUUAAAAUUAAUUUUAAAAUUUGCAUUUUCCUUGCACUAACAUCACUGAAGAUAAAACAUGGAAGUUUAAUCUCAGUGACAUAGACCUAGGAAAAGCAUCUUUUGCAUCCGUAGACUUUAAUGGGUGCAGCACUGCGCAUAUACUAAGGUGCCCCAUUAAAGUCUGUAGACUUAGCCUGUGUUCCCCUGUGGUAACAUCACAUCUGGAAAAGCUGAUUUUUUUUGCUGUGGUUUAAUAAAAUGUUUACGAAGCUUUUAUUAAAAAAAUGGGCCAAAAAAGUUAGAAAGGACAAGCUGAAAAAUACAUUGUAGCACUUGACUGAUCAAAUGCUGCGAUGUAUACAGAAAUGUUGGCAAAUCACUUCAAGUAUAACCUUCCCACUCAUCUUUCUCAAAACCAUAACGUUUGCUUGAAUCCAGAAGAGGACUGCAGCUCAAAAGAUAAAAAGAACCAAUGCAUUUUUGUUUAUUCCUCCACUAAACAAGUAAUUUGUGAACUGCAGUACCAGAAUAGAGUUGCAUAUUGAUCUUAACAAAUGAAACACUGAAAAGUUAUGGUUUUAAAAGAUUUUAAUUUCAGAGCUUCACUGAUCUUUAUUCCACAGCUUAUUGUCACUCUUAGGCCUAGACACACUUUUAAAUCACUGGGAGGCACAAGGGGUAACCAGAGAUGUACAUGCAGAACUGCAGUUAGAGGCUGAGUAUGACAUUUAUAAUAAUAAAAUGAAUAAAUAAAUAAAAAGCUUUGUCAGAUUUUACCCAUGCUGGUAGACAGAAACUUCUAUUGUUUUCUGUUAGGGUGUGUUGGAUAACUCCAUUUGACAAACCCUGCGUUGUCUUGCUUUCAGCUGUAGUAGCGUCAGAGCAUUCUUUGACCAUCGAGCCUCUCUCAUUUCGAAAUGCUGUGAUGGCUCAACAGGAUGUUGCAGGUUGUUGAUGCCUGGUUUAAGAGCAGUAAGUCACUGUACUCAAAGCAGUGCUUUACACCCUGUAAUAAAGUGAUGAAAAGAGAUAUUCUUUUAAUAGAAAAGGAUGGCAUGAUAUAGUCCUUCCGGUGGAGAAGGGUCUGUGAUGUCCUGGAGCAUUAGAAGCUCUCACAUCUUCUCUUUCAAAGGACCAGCAGUGUCAUCAUCCCCAUGGUAUGUGUUUCAUGGGAAAUGAUUCAAAAGCUAGACACUUAUUUGCUUGCUUUGUAGUAAUGGACUACAGUCUGAUGUUCAGAUAAGCAUAUCUCCUGAUCAGCUUCCUUGGCAGGAAUCUUAGAUUUGGUUUUCUAGGGUCCUACUUUUGUUUUAACAUUUAAAAAUGUUUGCACUAUAGCUAAUGGGUUAAAGCAAUAUAAAGAGUUCAGGAUGAACUGCGCUGAAAUGGGGUGUGCUAAUGUAUUAAGAUACGGUUGCAAUGCUAAAGUUUAAUGAACUGUUGUGAACUGAUUAUCACCAAAAAAGAUGUAUAAUUUGAUGACAAACUGUGUAAAUAUAAACAUCAAAUAAAAUGCUACAAGCUGA
This is a messenger RNA of Protopterus annectens (West African lungfish), 3481 nucleotides long. RefSeq names its product TAP binding protein (gene TAPBP). The transcript is spliced from 9 exons. The coding region runs from base 297 to 1682 and encodes 461 amino acids. Lineage: Eukaryota; Metazoa; Chordata; Ceratodontiformes; Protopteridae. The record is from RefSeq and is a predicted model, not a curated record.